AACUUGUGUACGCAUCUUACCAUUAGGAAAGUUAAAAAAUGAAAACUUCUAUACUUUUUAUGUGCCUACUAACUGUAGCUUAUGUAACAACAGAUCUUGUAGGAUUAAAAACGCUAUGUUACAACAUAUAUGAGUGUGCGAAGAAAUUGAAGAAAUGUGGAAAUUUAGUAAUCGAUCCCUUGACGGAUAUUUUUGUAUGGGAUUGUGCACUGCGCAGAGUUAACGUAAUUAACGAAAAAAAUGAAGUAAUCAGAGAAAAUGGUAUUAAAUAUUGCGAGGAUGUUAUGUUAUAUAAAAAGAACGUAGACUCUUGCAAAUGCAAAGUUGCGAAUUGCAUAGAUAAAGAAUGUAAAAACUUAAAACCCAUCCCAAAGUAUAACAAGGAAGUUUACUGUCAGAUAAACUGUAUUAUAAAGGAGGGUGUGAUGAGUAACAUUGACUGUAAUAUGUAUAACUGUAGUAAUAAGUAGUAAAA
This is a messenger RNA of Atta colombica, 475 nucleotides long. Its product is annotated as venom allergen 2-like. Bases 39 to 470 code for a protein of 143 amino acids. The record is from RefSeq and is a predicted model, not a curated record. The transcript has 5 exons. Lineage: Eukaryota; Metazoa; Arthropoda; Insecta; Hymenoptera; Formicidae.